UCUCCUCUCCCUAUAUGUAGGUUUCUCUCUCUGUUUUGAGUCUUUGUGCUAGUCGUUCUUUCUUCUUCGACUGGUUUCAAUAUGUCAAUGGCCGUAACAAGGCUCUCUCCCAGCACAUUAUGGAAUUCCAAAAUGCCCAGUCUCUUUUAUAUCACUCUUAUAGCAAUUCUUUGCGCUACUUUUUACCUUGUUGGAAUAUGGCAACACUCGUUAGGUCCUAUCCCCAACUCCUCCUCCUCCUCAUCCUCCUCCUCCGCCGCCGCUGGCUUCCUAAUAUCAGCCCCCUGCUCUUCGCUCCAAUCCAACCAACUCGACUUCUUGCCCCACCACCUUCCCCCUGACCCAUCUCCCGUGGGGGCGCGUGUCCCUCACCUCCCUCCAUGUGACCCUUCCUUCUCUGAAUACACCCCAUGCGAGGACGUUCAAAGAUCGUUGAAGUUUGACAGAAACAUGCUUAUCUACAGACAGAGGCACUGCCCUGAGAAGAAAGAGUUAUUGAAUUGUAGAAUUCCGGCUCCGUACGGUUACAAGGUUCCCUUUAGGUGGCCUGAGAGUAGAGAGUUUGCAUGGUUCGCUAACGUGCCACAUAAAGAGUUGACCGUGGAGAAAAAGAACCAGAAUUGGGUUAAGGUCGAAGGAGAGCGGUUCACGUUCCCUGGCGGCGGCACCAUGUUCCCACGUGGCGCUGACGCUUAUAUUGAUGAUAUCGAUAAGUUGAUCAAUCUCAAAGAUGGCUCAAUAAGGACCGCCAUUGAUACCGGUUGCGGGGUUGCGAGUUGGGGAGCUUACCUUCUAUCUCGGAACAUCCUAGCAGUGUCAUUUGCACCAAGAGACACCCAUGAAGCUCAGGUUCAAUUUGCUCUUGAACGAGGAGUGCCUGCAUUGAUCGGAGUCCUUGCCUCCAUUAGGCUUCCUUACCCUUCAAGAGCUUUCGACAUGGCUCACUGCUCUCGUUGCCUCAUACCGUGGGGCCAGUAUGAUGGGCUUUACUUAAUUGAAGUUGAUAGAAUUCUACGUCCUGGUGGUUAUUGGAUUCUGUCUGGACCACCAAUAAACUGGGAAAAUCAUUGGAAAGGUUGGAAUAGGACGGCUGAUGAUCUCAAAGCAGAACAAUCCCUGAUUGAGACUGUUGCUAAAAGAUUAUGCUGGAAAAAAAUUGUACAGAAAAAUGACCUUGCGAUUUGGCAAAAACCAACUAAUCAUAUCCAUUGUAAAGUUAUCAAGAAGGUUUUCAAGCAGCCACGCUUUUGCCAGACUCAAAAUCCUGACAUGGCAUGGUACACAAAAUUGGAGACCUGUUUAACCCCACUGCCUGAAGUAUUCAAUAUAAAGGAAAUAGCCGGUGGGCAAUUAACAAAAUGGCCUGAGAGAUUGAAUGCGAUCCCUCCCAGGAUCAGUAGUGGAAGUUUGACAGGAAUUACAGAAAAAAUGUUCGUAGAAAAUACAGAGGUUUGGAAGAAGAGAGUAGCAUAUUACAAGAAAAUAGACUAUCAGCUGGCAGAGACAGGGAGGUACCGGAACUUGUUGGAUAUGAAUGCUUAUUUGGGAGGCUUUGCAGCAGCUGUUAUUGAUGAUCCUGUCUGGGUCAUGAACGUUGUCCCAGUUGAGGCUGAUCAGAUCAACACUCUUGGAGUUGUCUAUGAACGUGGAUUAAUUGGAACGUAUCAAAAUUGGUGCGAGGCAAUGUCUACUUAUCCUAGGACGUACGAUUUCAUUCAUGCUGAUUCCAUUUUCAGCCUCUACAAAGACAGAUGUGAAAUGGAGGAUAUUCUUAUAGAAAUGGACAGGUUUUUACGACCAGAAGGCAGUGUAAUCAUUAGAGACGAUGUUGAUGUCUUGUUGGAGAUCAAGAACAUCUUAGAUGUCAUGCAAUGGGAUGGUAGAAUCGUAGACCAUGAAAAAGGACCCCAUGAAAGAGAGAAGAUUCUUUUUGCUGUCAAGCAAUAUUGGACUGCACCAAAACAAAAUCAACAAGGAAUUAAAACACUUUCGUAAAGAUGACAAACUUGAACUG
Durio zibethinus is the source of this 2014-nucleotide messenger RNA. RefSeq names its product putative methyltransferase PMT15. Gene Ontology annotation, molecular function: methyltransferase activity. The record is from RefSeq and is a predicted model, not a curated record. Gene Ontology annotation, cellular component: trans-Golgi network; endosome; cytoplasm. NCBI's taxonomy places the organism in Eukaryota, Viridiplantae, Streptophyta, Magnoliopsida, Malvales, Malvaceae.